This is a messenger RNA of Vollenhovia emeryi, 1208 nucleotides long. RefSeq lists its product as uncharacterized. The coding region runs from base 361 to 1158 and encodes 265 amino acids. The transcript has a single exon. NCBI's taxonomy places the organism in Eukaryota, Metazoa, Arthropoda, Insecta, Hymenoptera, Formicidae. The record is from RefSeq and is a predicted model, not a curated record.
UUUAUUUUUUUUUCAAUAAAAUCUUGUACCAAAACCAUUACUUUUUUUAUCGUAAUGAUUGUGGAAAUACAGUACUGAUUCAAUACUGGAUUAGUAAGUACCUAACAGUCAAUCAGUUGAACUAUAAAUUAUUAUAAAUAUAUACAUAUAUAUACUUUUCUGUAUAUUCACAUACACAUGUACAUAGAAUGUUCGGCAAAUAUACACAUGUAUAUUGCAUGGAUAUAAAUUGCAUCUACAGCGCGUUGCAUUUGCACAUACCUACGAUAUCCAAUGUAUGUCAUUGAUAUAUCACUGCAUGUUCAUAGGAUAUGUCAUAUACACUGAUGUAUAUGCAAUGUAUAUACAUUGGAUGUCAAAAUGCUAUCUGGGAUAUUGCAUAUAUAUUAUAUACCUUUUUCAACAUUUAAUUGUAUUUUUCAAACAGUUUUAGCAAUCGGCGUUACAUGCCGUAUGUUCCUCGAAGCAGUUAUACACCAUCCGUUCCUCAAAGUUGUACACCAUCCGUUUCUUGACAUGAAACUGUUUCGUGCAAGAAACAGCAUGAUGCGUAAGUACCCUAAAAUUAUUGUACAUUUGUUCAUACUUUUCCUGAUUUACAUGUAUUUAUUUUACUUUAUGUAUUCUUUCAGUUCUGAUAAACCUCGUUACACGCCUCGUAUCAUGAGCAGGAGAUUCGCCCUGACAUCCACUGCGUACAAAUACUUGGAUGUUGGAAUCUGCGUGGUACCUGACGAAUCCUAUGUGGAAUUCAUGCUCGGCGAUAAUCAAGGAAAUAAGAUAGUGUUGGAUUAUUCAAUGUGGAUGGAAAUUAUCAAGAAACGUGUAGAAAUAGAACAGCUCUUCAAGUCAACAGACGCAUCAUCGGUACAGAUUGAUAAUUUAGUUUUAGAACUUGUUAGAACGUAUAAUAACAAAGUUGUAAUAUUAACGUUAGAUGACACUUGCAUGUACAUGAACAUGUCAACUGUAUUAUUUUUACUCAAACUCGAACAUUGUGUAGAGCAUGUAUAUCGCGAACUAUCGGAGGAUAUAGAAGCUGUAAAUGAAAGCUUCGAUCAAUUUGUGUGUUGUUUGCAAAGUAAUAUGACCAGUGCCGAGAGAGAUGAUGCAAUUGGUAUACUGUACGAGAGGUAUAUGAUAAAACUUCUGUCAUAGAUUGUGAAUUAAUAGUUUAUGCUGUAGAUGAACUUAUUGCUGAAAACUUU